CUGAUCGCCUAAAAUUAGAGUGGAGGAAGGAUUUCCCACUAUAAGGACACCCCAGGAAAACUAAUAAGUGUGCACCGUUUCUUUGGGGUUCCUCAUAUUGAGGAGAAGAACAACAGAACUACAGAUCAAUUCCCCUCAACAAAAUCUUGGGGAGGAGAAUAAAAUAAAGAGGGAAGCAAAAAUGGCUGGAAUGGGAGAUGGGUACGUGGGUACGGCCCAAGACGCGGUAAGGAUACGAAGAUUAGAGAAACAGAGAGAAGUAGAGAGAAAGAAAAUUCAAGAACUCAAGAAUAAAUCUGCUUCUUCUGGUGGUCAAUCUGGUCUACUCCAAUUCGGUUCUAGUACUUCUGAGAUUCUUGAAACUGCUUUUAAGAAGGAAACUGUUGGAUUAGUCACUAGAGAGCAAUACGUUGAGAAGAGGGUAAAUAUUAGGAAUAAAUUUGAAGAAGAAGAGAAAGAAAAACUUCAGAAGUUGCAGCAAGAGGAGGAGGAACUUCAACAACAAAAGCGUAAUAAGAAGAGGAAAAUUAAGGGGAACCCGCGGCUUUCUUUUACAGAUGAUAUUGAAAAUGAAAGUGAUGAGGAUGAGGCAGAAAAUAAUAAAAAUGAAGAACCAAAGAAGCAUGGGAAUGGGAAACUUGGUAAGGAUCCUACAGUUGAGACGAGCUUUCUUCCAGAUAGCGAGAGGGAGGCAGAGGAACAGGCUGAGCGGGAAAGAUUAAAGAAAAAAUGGAACCUGGAGCAGCUAAGAAUUCAAAAUGAACCUCUUCAAAUCACUUAUAGUUACUGGGAUGGUGCUGGUCAUAGGCGAACUAUUCAGGUACGCAAGGGUGAUUCUAUUGGAGAGUUUCUACGAGCUGUUCAGCAGCAACUUGCACCUGAGUUCCGAGAGAUUCGAACUACCUCAGUUGAGAACCUUCUAUAUGUUAAAGAAGAUUUGAUCAUUCCUCACCAACACAGUUUCUAUGAUUUAAUCAUCAAUAAAGCUAGGGGCAAGAGUGGACCGCUUUUCCAUUUUGAUGUUCAUGAGGACGUUCGUACAAUUGCCGAUGCAACUAUAGAGAAGGAUGAGUCACAUGCUGGCAAGGUAGUUGAGAGGCAUUGGUAUGAGAAGAACAAACACAUUUUCCCUGCCUCAAGAUGGGAGAUAUAUGACUCAGCUAGGCAGUGGGGACGGUAUACCAUUCAUGGGGACUGAUUGUGAUUAUUCGCCUUCUAUUUUGGUUGAUCCCAUGCAUUUUGACCAUUUCUGAUUUGAACUUUUUAUCUGGCUGUUGUUUCUUCAUCCCCUUUUUUUUGUAAUUUACAAAGAUCUCGAUAUCAUCUCCAGAUUCUUUGCUAGAGUUAGAUCACUGUAACAUCUUGUACCUGGGAAAUUAGAAUUGUAACCUCAAAAUUCUCUAUAGGUUUUUCACGUCUUUACAGAUUUAUAGUUUAAGAAAAGCAAGUGGAAUCUAUAGAUUUAUGGUUUAAGAGAA
Papaver somniferum (opium poppy) is the source of this 1478-nucleotide messenger RNA. Its product is annotated as protein XAP5 CIRCADIAN TIMEKEEPER-like. Gene Ontology annotation, biological process: chromatin organization. Bases 182 to 1198 code for a protein of 338 amino acids. Gene Ontology annotation, cellular component: nucleus. Lineage: Eukaryota; Viridiplantae; Streptophyta; Magnoliopsida; Ranunculales; Papaveraceae. The transcript is spliced from 12 exons. The record is from RefSeq and is a predicted model, not a curated record.